Messenger RNA from Penicillium canescens, 663 nucleotides. RefSeq names its product Ras family protein. Gene Ontology annotation, biological process: signal transduction. Gene Ontology annotation, cellular component: plasma membrane. The transcript has 2 exons. The record is from RefSeq and is a predicted model, not a curated record. Lineage: Eukaryota; Fungi; Ascomycota; Eurotiomycetes; Eurotiales; Aspergillaceae. The coding region runs from base 1 to 663 and encodes 220 amino acids. Gene Ontology annotation, molecular function: GTP binding; GDP binding; GTPase activity.
AUGACUGAUAAAUUGACCCUCGUAGUGGUUGGAGACGGAGAUGUGGGAAAAUCGUCACUAGCUUCGCGGUUUUGCUUAGACAAAUUUGCUGAGGGCUUGGAACCCACGCUAGAUGAUUCAUAUCGCACACGAAUGGUGGUUGAUAACCGCCCUUGCAUUCUCGAGAUAGUGGACACCGCAGGGCGAGGAAAUUAUGCAGCAAUCCGCGAAACCCAUAUCCGCGAGGGGGAAGCUUUCAUUAUUGCAUACAGCGUCACCUUGCGGGAGUCGUUCUCUCACGUACGAGCGUACUACAACCAGAUCAAAGAGGUGAAACAAGAUAUGAGCACAAAAGAUACUUUACAGCAGUCACCUUCUCAGCGUCCAUGUCGUCCGCCCAUUGUUCUGGUCGGUACUAAGAAUGAUUUAAAAUCCCAGCGUGAAGUCUCCGCCAAGGAAGGUCGGAUGCUAGCAAAGUCGCUAGACUGUUGGUUCUAUGAAACAUCUGCUAAGGAUGACGCAGAUGUAGAGAAGACGUUCCACGAUGUUAUCAGAUGCUUUCGAGAACAGAAUCUCCCAAAUCCUCCAACCCCAGCGUCGAAGCAACCAAAGGGAAGCACAGGGAGAUUCUGGGGCAGGGAGCGACGGAAGGUAUAUAAUGCACGUAGGUGCAUUGUAAUGUAA